GGGCAAGCCGUACUACAGCCACAGGUUGCCAUGUACCGAGUGUGUAGUAUUGGCCUCUGCGCUAGAUUGAGACUGGAUUCAGUGAAGGGUUCCAAUGGAGGGCUUUUCGGACAAUACUUGCUUGCGUGCGGUGCACAGCUGCGUUGCAUCCGCACCUUGCAGAGGCACGUCGUCGCCUAGAGUAGAACAACAACGGUUCGAAAAUCAGGCGAUAAAGUUUGCGCAGUGCUCAUUCAAUCCAACACUUUUUCGGCUGUCCAUCUCAAGUGGUCGUCGUUCGUCUCAUGUAGUGCGACUCUGGACGGAAUGGCGACAUGGCCUGUCAAGACUCCAUUCUCACUGGGACUUCACAUGUAAAUCGACGACAGUCAGGGCUUGGCGUGAGGUGCCCGACUGUUGUGGAAGUCUUCCCGGGGGCCUUUGCGGUUGCAUAUCGUGUAAGGAGUUUACGAUGUCGUUGGGUGUUUUGUUUUGUCUUGGCCAAGGUGGGAAAGCAGCGAUGGUUCUGGACAGGACGGUGUUGAACCAAGCACGGGCAGUCACAUCGAUCCCAUCCAUGAUCCAAUAUGCCUUCCCCGCGUGAUACGCAACGAUGUGAUGUCAAGGGAGCCGCGAGAGGCAGGUCAGCUCGGGUACCUUACCUGAGAAUAGAUGAUUUUGGCACGGAAGUCGCGGAGCAGAUGCAG
Colletotrichum phormii is the source of this 686-nucleotide messenger RNA. RefSeq lists its product as uncharacterized. The transcript has a single exon. NCBI's taxonomy places the organism in Eukaryota, Fungi, Ascomycota, Sordariomycetes, Glomerellales, Glomerellaceae. Bases 95 to 583 code for a protein of 162 amino acids. The record is from RefSeq and is a predicted model, not a curated record.